Molecule: messenger RNA, 2493 nt
Organism: Maudiozyma barnettii
Lineage: Eukaryota; Fungi; Ascomycota; Saccharomycetes; Saccharomycetales; Saccharomycetaceae
Gene: CFT2
Product: cleavage polyadenylation factor subunit CFT2
Exons: 1
Coding region: 1-2493 (830 amino acids)
Biological process (GO): mRNA 3'-end processing by stem-loop binding and cleavage
Cellular component (GO): mRNA cleavage and polyadenylation specificity factor complex
Molecular function (GO): RNA binding
Source: RefSeq, a predicted model, not a curated record
AUGGCAUACAAACUACGAACGCUUGAGGAUGGCUCAGGUGUGUGUGUUGGGACAGUAAUUCGCUUUGAGACUGUUACGAUAUUACUGGAUCCAGCAUGGUCCAAUUCAAAGGUACCAUAUGAUAAGUCAGUGUCCUUUUGGGCUUCGAUUAUUCCUGAUGUGGAUAUUAUAUUGAUAUCUCAAUCAACAGUUGAUUGUUUAGGAGCAUAUCCUUUACUUUACUAUAAUUUUCUUUCCCAUUUUAUCUCUAGAAUACAUGUAUACACUACAUUACCCAUAACAAAUCUAGGAAGGGUCGCUACAAUUGAUUUAUAUGUUUCAGGAGGUGUGGCAGGGCCAUAUGCUUCAAACGAAAUGGAUAUUGAUGACAUUGAAUCAGCAUUUGAUUUUAUUGAAGCCUUGAAGUUUUCUCAGGAUGUCGAUUUGAGAUCCAGAUAUGAUGGACUGUCAAUGACAGCUUAUAGUUCUGGUUACUCACCUGGCUCUUCCAUUUGGUGUAUAACUAAUUACUCUGAGAAGUUAUUGUAUGCGAAAAAUUGGAAUCAUUCGAAGAGUACUAUUCUAAAUGCUGCGGCCUUGUUGGACAGUAGUGGUAAGUCAUUAUCAGCCCUAAGUAGACCAUCUAGCGUUAUCACUAGUUUGACUCAGUUUGGUUCAUCUCGGCCUUUAAAGAGACGUGUAAAUAUGUUUAAUGAGACUUUGAGGAAAUCAUUGAUGGACGGCGGUUCUGUUAUAAUACCGUGUGAAAUUGGUGGGAAUUUCUUAGAUUUAUUAGCAAUGACACACAAUUUUCUGUAUGAAAGAUCGAAUAAUGGGAAACAAUCAAAGGUACCUAUAUUACUAGUAUCAUAUGCUAAAGGGAGAACGGUGACCUACGCACAAUCUAUGAUGGAAUGGUUAUCCUCAACUAUCAUUAAGAAAUGGGAAAAUAGAAAUGGUCGGUCACCCUUUGAUGUCAAUAAUAUAUUGAAGCCAGUUACUCCAAAAGAAAUCUUGAAACAAAAAGGUCCUUCUAUUUGCUUUGUUUCAGAAGUUGAUUCAUGUAUUUCUGAAACAAUGAAAAAUUUGAGUGAAAUAUCUAAUGUAACAGUGUUAUUAACAUCCAACCGUGAGAACAACCAACCAAUUCUUGACAAGAUGAAAGUAGAAUGGUUGGAACAUGCAAAUGGUAAGGUACAGGAGGGGGCAAAUAUUAGUUACUCAACUACUGCAGAAUUCGAAAUUGCCAAUCUGAAGCCUCUAAAAGAUGAGUCGUUGAUUGAAUUUAAUGAGAAGAUCGACCGAAGACGAAAGCAAAGAAAAGAAGAUGAGAUAGUUUUACGGAAGGAGUCAAAAUUGUCUGGUAGUUUUGCGCACUCGUUUGGUGAUGGGACCAUUGUUUCACCUGACGGGACUAAUAGGGUUAUUGGAGAUGUGAAUGGUGAGGAUGACGAUGAUGAUGAUGAAGAUGACGAUGAUCUCAUUGAUAUAUUAAAAGGUAAAGGUAAGAAUAAUAAAGAACAUGAGAUACCUAUGGAUACAAUCAUCUUGCCAAAUUCGUCGAUUAAGAACAAAAUGUUCCAAUUCAAACCGGUAAAGCAUAAGAUUGAUGAAUAUGGUUCUUUUGUAAAUAUAGAUCAACUAAUUCCAAAGGAAAGCAAAGAACAAGAAGAAGAUAAAAUUAGUAGUCAAAAGAGAAAUGUACGAGACAAUGAAGAUGAGAAAGAGAAUAAUUCUGAAGCAACAAAUCGUUCAAAGAAACAAAAGAAAGAUAGACAAACUGAAAAAGAGAAUGCGGAAAGAAAGAAAAAAGAAAAGAUGAAAUUUGACAACCUUGAAUAUCUAGAUGCCAAGAAUCAUCCAUGUUUAAGAAUAUUUCAAAAGGAGACGGCGACCAUUUCAUGUCAGUUAUCAUUCAUAAAUCUAGACAAUGUUGUUGAUCAAAGAUCAGCGUCAGUUAUAUGGCCUACCUUGAAACCUAGGAAAAUUAUACUACUUGGUUCUAAAGAAAUACAAGAUGAAAAUGUUGUAUCCAUUCUACUUAAAAGAAAAAUUGAAAUGGUUGACAUACCAUACAAUGAAAACGUCGAGUUUGAUACCAUAGUGAAGACGUUGGAUAUUAGCUUAGAUAUAGAAUUGGAUCAAUCUUUAAGAUGGCAAAGGAUUGGAGAAGGUCAUACUGUGGCGCAUGUUAUUGGUAGAAUAGUAAAAGAAGCUCCAUCACAAAAAUCUGGUUCAAUGAGAAGUAAGCUUGUACUAAAACCGAUAAUAACCAAUAAUAAAAGGCAUACUAAUGGAUCACUAUCCAUUGGUGAUAUCAGACUUGCAGAAGUGAGAAGAAAACUAAUGGAACUAAACCAUAAAGCAGAAUUCAAGGGAGAAGGUACAUUGGUAGUAGAUGGUCAAGUUGCUGUCAGAAAGGUAAGCGAUGGAGAAACCGUCAUUAAUGGGUUCCCUUCUGACAUAUUUGACACAGUAAAAUCAACAAUUACAGAAAUGCUUGCGAAAGUUUAG